Molecule: messenger RNA, 528 nt
Organism: Helobdella robusta
Lineage: Eukaryota; Metazoa; Annelida; Clitellata; Rhynchobdellida; Glossiphoniidae
Exons: 3
Coding region: 1-528 (175 amino acids)
Source: RefSeq, a predicted model, not a curated record
AUGGAAACAUUUGCAACAUGGAAACACUCGCAACAUGGUAACACUCGCAACAUGGAAACAUUUGCAACAUUGAAACACUCGCAACAUGGUAACACUCGCAACAUGGAAACAUUUGCAACAUUGAAACACUCGCAACAUGGUAACACUCGCAACAUGGAAACACUCGCAACAUGCAUUCGCAACAUUGAAACACUCGCAACAUUGAAACAUUCGCAACUUGGAAACACUCGCAACAUUGAAACACUCGCAACAUGGAAACAUUCGCAACAUAGAAACAAUCGCAACAUUGAAACACUCGCAACAAAGAAACGUUUGCAACAUGGUAACACUCGGUACAUUGAAACACUCGCAACAUAUACUGGACUGAACUGUGACUUGUUACAUGUUAGACAAGGACAACUUCAGGAAAAAAUGACAGGGAAGAAUAUUUCAGUGAGAAUCAAAAGAAAAGUAUGCCAAACAAGCUUCUUCAGACCAAUUCGAUGUUCGGAGCAAAUUCAAGCAACUAAGCAAAUAUUUACAAUCUGA